Rhododendron vialii is the source of this 2619-nucleotide messenger RNA. RefSeq lists its product as uncharacterized. Lineage: Eukaryota; Viridiplantae; Streptophyta; Magnoliopsida; Ericales; Ericaceae. The record is from RefSeq and is a predicted model, not a curated record. The transcript is spliced from 14 exons. The coding region runs from base 173 to 2200 and encodes 675 amino acids. Gene Ontology annotation, molecular function: asparagine synthase (glutamine-hydrolyzing) activity.
GACCUUUCGCUUACGAAGCGAACGCACUACCACUAUGCUACGGAGGCUCACUCUGUGGCAGUUUUCCAUUCACAAAAUCCUAGUUCUGUUUUUCUGUUGACGAGGAAGUCGAGUGUCAAAAACCAUUGAACCCUAAACUGCACAGGAGCAGGAGCGAGAGAGAGAGAGAGAGAUGUGCGGAAUAGCUUUGAUUGUCUCCGGUGUUCGCAUCGAUUUAUCAUCCUUGUUUCUGAGUUCCAUUACUUCUUCGGCUCAAUCUGAACAAUCACUGUUUUCUGUGGAUGAUAUCAAAGAAGCUUUAAAGAGUAGGGGUCCUGAUAGUUUGGGAAGCAAGAAGGUUUUUCUUCAUUCGAAGAUUCCAUCUUCUGUCGGGGGACGGGAUUUGUUAUCCUGUGCAGGGGGAGAAGAGGCAACAAAGAAUGAUUUUCUUUGCAGUACAAAUGCAUGCCAAUGCAUCACUUCUGAAAGCGAAGAACUUUGUUGGAAAGACGACGGUUUUAAUAAACGUGAAUGUGUCGCCGAGUUGUACUUCAUUGGCGCCAUGUUGCAACUUAGGGGUGUAAAACCUAUCGUUCAGCCGCUGGUGGAUGCAUCCGGGAAUAUCCUUGUUUAUAAUGGUGAAAUAUUUGGAGGAAUUGAUGUUAGCAUCGAUAGCAAUGAUGCUGAAGUUCUUAUGGAAUCUCUUGGAAAAUGUUGUUCCUGCAGUUCUCAUGAGCAUAUAAGAGCAUGUCAUGAGAUCGGGAAGGAGAAAACUUCAGUUCCUGAUAUUCUUUCAGCAAUUAAGGGGCCAUGGGCUUUAAUUUAUUUGCAGGCUAGUUCAAGAACCACGUGGUUUGGUCGAGAUGCUUUUGGUAGGCGGAGCCUUCUUGUUCAUUGGCCAACUUCCAAGGAUUCUCGCCUUCUGCUAACUUCUGUAUCACCACCGAGUUCCAUUGGUAAGAGUUCUGAUCUUGGAGAAGAAUGUGGACAGGGUGGAAGUAAUUUUUGGGAAGAGCUUCCGUGUGGGAUAUACAGCGUGUCAGUAGAUGAUUCAAAAUUGGACGGAGAUAUGGUUGGUGAAGUUGAAAGGCAUGAAUGGACUGAUCCCAUGCUAUAUGAACUGAUCAACUGGGAGAGAACGUCUGUUCAACCCAAACCUGAGGAGUUAAAUAUUUCCCGUAUGAAGUUUCGUAGCCGUCAACAUGAUAUGCACUCGGUGAAUUCAACUACCAUACCCCAUGAAUUAGGGCUGAUAGAAGCACCAGUUCUAUUGCCUUCAGAGGCAGUUUUAAUUACUUUGAGAGAAGCUGUGAAGCGGCGCAGUACAAUCAAUACCAUGUUCGAGGGACAUGCUCCUGUGGCUGUACUUUUUUCUGGUGGACUGGAUUCAAUGAUACUUGCCGCAUUACUGGAUAAUUGCCUAGACCCCAAGUAUGAAAUUGAUCUGCUUAACGUAAGCUUUGACAAGGAGCUUGCUCCUGACAGAAUAUCUUCUCGGGGUGGUUUGAAAGAGCUACAAAGAUUCUCACCAUUGAGAAGAUGGAAACUUGUAGAGAUUGAUGCCGACCUAUCAAAUUUGACCUUAGAGACAAGGCAUGUCAUGUCACUUCUAAAUCCUGCAAGGACGUAUAUGGACCUCAAUAUCGGGUUAGCAUUAUGGUUGGCAUCUUCGGGCAGUGGUUGGGUUUAUGAAGAAAGUAUUGGCAAUGUUAAUAGUAAUUAUGAUAGUGAGAACUGUCAGAGCAUAAAGUACAAGUCUGAGGCCAGGAUCCUCCUAGUUGGUUCUGGUGCGGAUGAGCAAUGUGCUGGCUAUGGGCGGCAUAGAACAAAAUACAGAAAUGGAAGUUGGAUUGGCCUGCAUGAGGAAAUGAAAUUGGACAUGCAGAGAAUUUGGAAGAGAAACCUAGGGAGAGAUGAUAGAUGCAUUGCCGAUAAUGGCAAGGAGGCUAGAUUUCCUUUCUUGGAUGAGGAUGUUAUAAGGACUCUGCUCGGAUUUCCUUUGUGGGAGAUUGCUGACCUUGAUCAACCAAGUGGAAAGGGAGAUAAAAAGAUACUAAGAGAGGUUGCCCAAUUACUUGGUCUGCAUGAAGCAGCUGUUCUACCUAAAAGAGCAAUCCAGUUUGGCUCGAGAAUCGCAAGGGAAUCAAACCGAAAGAAUUUUGGCAGUAACCGGGCAGCAAACCUAGCAUCUGCAGGAAGUGCAGAAAUUUCAAGGCCGUAAAAGGAUGACGAUACUUUUUUGGAGCAUGUUUGCAACAAAUUGCCCCAAAUGCGUUUCGAAAAGUUUACCAGUAAAAUCCUGGUAGUAUCUGAAGGCGGAUUUAUGCACGAUGGGGUCGUGGAAGAUUGAAGCCGGUAUUAAGCAGCAUUUGUACCUCUUUAUUAAAGGCAUCCAUUUUGACAGAUUUUUUAUUUUCACACCCAUUGCAGCCUAAAGACUUUGGCAUUGCUGGUGUACCAUCUUAUUCAUAACAAAAAUACUAUUGGGAAGUUAAAACGAAUUGUAUCUUAGAUUCUCAUACGACAUGGGUCUAGUAUUGUUGCUCUGAUGCUACUCUCUAGGGCUAAUUGUCCAUUUUUGUAGCGUAAUCCAUUGAGUGACAAAUGUUGUUAAUGAUGAUUGUGAUUGUCUUUUUUAUA